AUGUUAGAACAAGCAAAGCCAGCGGAAGCUGCAACAUCACGACAACGUCGUACCAAUUUUACAUCAUCAUCCUCAUUUAACUGCUGUAAUUGUGGUGGUCGAGGACAUUAUGCAUAUCAAUGCCUAAGGGUGGUGGUAUUACACAUAUUAACUAACAAAAUUAAAACAACAAUUAAUCCAUGUAUCAUUGAAGAUUUAUGUACGGAUGUAUUACUAGGUGGUGAUUUUUACAAGAAAUAUAAAACUGAUAUUAGUUACUAUUUUAAGAAUUUAACAGUCAGACCAUCACAACAACCAAAAAAAAGAAUUAAAUUUGAAGAGCAUAAAAAUACAUCACGACUAUUUUAUAUUAAAACAUUCGACGAUACAAUUAUACCACUAUUGUCAUCAAGAGCUAUGCAAGCAAUAACGACAGCAUCACACAUGACCACAGCGGUUUUCACACCAUCAGUAUCAAUAUGGAACUAUCCCACAAUUAAAAUUUGUUGGACAUAA
Didymodactylos carnosus is the source of this 495-nucleotide messenger RNA. The record is from the annotation of a GenBank genome assembly. NCBI's taxonomy places the organism in Eukaryota, Metazoa, Rotifera, Eurotatoria, Philodinida, Philodinidae.